Messenger RNA from Penaeus vannamei (Pacific white shrimp), 876 nucleotides. Its product is annotated as cuticle protein CP1499. NCBI's taxonomy places the organism in Eukaryota, Metazoa, Arthropoda, Malacostraca, Decapoda, Penaeidae. The record is from RefSeq and is a predicted model, not a curated record.
GGAGGAACAAGUUAUCAUGAGAACGCUGGUUGUCUUCGUGGUGCUGGGUGCGUGCUCGGCUGCCCCCCUCUCAGGAAGCGCGCCCAGCAUGCAGCCUGAGAGAACCCGGCUUCUGGACACCUUCCGGGCCAUUCGCGCCGCCUCGCCCCAGCAGCCGAAGUGGACAGGGCCGCCCGCAGCCACCAUCCCCGCGGGCGUCGACGGCACCAUCACCCCCGUGAGCGACACCCUCGAAGUCGCCGUCGCUCGCCAGAUCUUCAUGAACGCUUACCAGGCUCAGGUCGCGGCUACCGUAGGCAUCCCGCCCACGGCCGCCCCGAAGGCCCCGGCCAAGGAACCUGCUGCGGCCGCUUCGAAGCAGGCCGUGAAGGUGGCCGCUCCCAAGCAGGCUGUGAAGGAACCCGCGCCGGCCCAGCCCAAGUGGACCGGCCCCGUCGCCGCCACCGUCCCCGCCGGACUCCCAGGCUCCUCCCCCCAGGUCGCCGACACUCCCGAAGUCACGGCCGCCAAGCAGCAGUUCUUCAGCAUUUACAACAGGCAGGCGGCAGCUGCGGCGCCUGCUGUUGGUGGCGCUUAGGAGGUGCGGGGAUGAAAUGUAAAGCAUUGUGAAUAUAAAGAAAAAAAGCAUACGCAUAGAUACAUGCACACCUAUCUGUGUUUGUAUGUGAGUGUGCUUAUGUGUGCUUACAUCUGUUAUGCAAGUAUGGCAUAUGAUGUAUACCUAUGCUGUUUUAUGUACACUGCAGUAUGCUUAAUUGGCCAUACCUUGUAGAGCUUUGCUAAUCUAUAUGUACGUGAAUAUCAGAUUCCAUUGGUGCUUCAACUAGAUAAUCAUUUUAGAAAUCAAGGCUCUUAUGAAGUUAGUAAAAUCAGAGA